AUGGGCGCGGCCACCUCGCGCGCCCCGCCGGCCCGGGGGUGCGGCGCGCCGGGCCCGGCCCUGGCCUGCGAGCGGGGCCCGGACCUGAGCCUGCUGCCGCCCGAGCUGCUGCUGCAGGUGCUGAGCCACGUCCCGCCGCGCGCGCUGCUGCUGCGCUGCCGCCGGGUGUGCCGGGCGUGGCGCGCGCUGGUGGACGGCCAGGCGCUGUGGCUGCUGCUGCUGGCCCGCCGCCACGCCGCGCUGCUGCCCCUCGUCCGCGCCUGCCUGCCGCCCGCGCGCCCCGCCGGGCCCUCGCUGCUCGGCCGCUUCUGCGCGCUGCGGCCCCUGGGCCGCAACCUCGUCCGCAACCCCUGCGGCCAGGAAGGCUUCCGGAAGUGGAUGGUACGACACGACGGGAACGGCUGGGUGGUGGAGCCUAACAGAACCAGCAUUCCCGGGGCGCCCGCACAGACCUGCUUCGUGUCUUCCUACAGGUGGUGUCACAAGAAGCAGGUAUUGGACUUGGAGGAGGAAGGGCUGUGGCCAGAACUGCUGGAUAGUGGCAAGAUCGAAAUUUGUGUCUCUGACUGGUGGGGAGGCCGACAUGACUGUGGCUGCAAGUACCGGCUUAUUGUACAGCUUUUAGAUGGCAACUUCAGCAUCCUGGAGGAAUUCUCGGCCACUCCUGAGCCCAUCCCACAGUGGAACAAUGAUGCCUGCCAGCAGGUCACCCACGUUUUCUCCGACAUCAAGGCGGGCAUCCGCUUUGUGUCAUUUGAACACUGGGGCCAGGACACGCAGUUCUGGGCUGGCCACUACGGAGCACGCGUCACCAACUCCAGCGUGAUCGUGCGCCCGAAAGCCCCAAGUUGAGCCCCAUUGGCUGUGCCUCCUGGAUCCCCAAUGGUUUCUACCUCCCUGGUUACCCCAGAUCGGAGGUUCCAGAAACGGCUAGAAGACAUUCCAGCUACUACGACUCUGGGGGGUGGCCCCCAUCCUAUUAGUGGAGCCCAAAGGGGACACAGGGAGUCACAGUGCAGAAGGGGGCACCCCCAGACACCCUGGGCAGGCCCCUUCUCCCUGCUGAUUUCUGCAGGGCUGUGAGGUACCUUUGGGAAGCUUCUCUUCAGCUCUGUACCUGAAGAUAGCCUUCU
Suncus etruscus (white-toothed pygmy shrew) is the source of this 1133-nucleotide messenger RNA. It is a transcript of the gene FBXO27, whose product is annotated as F-box protein 27. Gene Ontology annotation, cellular component: cytoplasm; SCF ubiquitin ligase complex. The record is from RefSeq and is a predicted model, not a curated record. Lineage: Eukaryota; Metazoa; Chordata; Mammalia; Eulipotyphla; Soricidae. Gene Ontology annotation, biological process: SCF-dependent proteasomal ubiquitin-dependent protein catabolic process; glycoprotein catabolic process. Gene Ontology annotation, molecular function: protein binding; ubiquitin protein ligase activity. The transcript has 5 exons. Bases 1 to 852 code for a protein of 283 amino acids.